Molecule: messenger RNA, 3965 nt
Organism: Syngnathoides biaculeatus (alligator pipefish)
Lineage: Eukaryota; Metazoa; Chordata; Actinopteri; Syngnathiformes; Syngnathidae
Gene: tent4b
Product: terminal nucleotidyltransferase 4B
Exons: 12
Coding region: 320-2254 (644 amino acids)
Biological process (GO): RNA 3'-end processing
Cellular component (GO): nucleolus; TRAMP complex
Molecular function (GO): poly(A) RNA polymerase activity; mRNA binding
Source: RefSeq, a predicted model, not a curated record
ACGGCUGCGCUCCGCCAUUGAGGGAGUUACGAUCCCGAGGAAAGGGUCAGGAGCGAGCAAGAGAAAGAGGCGCUCCGUCGACACCGCACGGUCUCGCGUUCCUCCGUCGGAUUAUUAAAAAACGCGAAUAGCGGGAGCAGUCUACGGAUACUCUCAUUGCAUUCCUGUGCUUUAGCACCGCGUGUCGCCGCCGUCUUCGAGGGACAAAAUUAGAAGAAGUAACGGACGGCAAAGCGAGGGGAGCUAACGCUAGCUGGCUAGCUGCUCACGGGAGCUCCCGAGGGGAGGGGGUGGGGGGAUUCUCGACGACUUUCGUUUGAUGGAUCCGCGAAUCGCCUGGUUCCAACCAGAACAACGCGGACCCGCCAACAACCUGUGGAUGCAGAUCUGGGAGACGACACAAGGGCUCGGCUACCUGCACGUCAACAACAGCUUCGGCAUCCUGAAAGCGAGCCUCAGCGCGGCGUCGGGAGCCGUCCUCUUCGCCGCGGCUGGGACCGGGCCGCACGAGUCGACCAUGACGAGUCCCACCGGGGACGGAGAGCUCAUGGAGCAGCGGGACUUUCUGCCGCUGGAGACCGGCAACCGUAACUAUCGUGCGGUCGCGCCCGGCAGCAGGGGCCCGGCGGACGGGCACCCGAGCAAGAGGAAACGGGACAACAAGGCGAGCACUUUCGGAUUCAACUCUAGCCUCGUGAACGAUGGCCCCGGUACGGAGGGCCGCGACGGCUACACGGGCACGCCGUGGAAAAGCAGGAAGUACUCUGAAGGAGUCGUGGGAUUACAUGAAGAGAUUGGAGACUUUUACGCCUACAUCUCACCAAGGCCAGAGGAGGAGAAGAUGAGGCUGGAGGUGGUGGACAGAAUAAAAGGAGUCAUCCACAACCUUUGGCCAAGUGCUGAGGUGCAGGUAUUUGGAAGCUUCAGCACGGGCCUGUAUUUGCCAACAAGUGACAUUGACUUGGUGGUAUUUGGAAAGUGGGAAACACUCCCCCUGUGGACACUGGAAGAGGCUCUCCGGAAAAGGAAUGUGGCUGACAAGAAUUCCAUCAAGGUUCUGGACAAAGCCACGGUGCCCAUCAUCAAACUGACAGACUCCUACACAGAGGUCAAGGUGGACAUCAGCUUCAAUGUGAAGAGCGGCAUCAAAGCAGCGUGCCUCAUCAAGGAAUUCAAAGAGAAAUACCCCGUGCUGCCUUACCUGGUCCUGGUGCUCAAGCAAUUCCUUCUACAGAGGGACCUCAACGAGGUUUUCACUGGAGGAAUUGGCUCCUAUAGCCUCUUCCUCAUGGCUGUCAGCUUCCUGCAGCUCCACUACAGGGAGGACGUGUGCAGCCCCAACAUCAACUUUGGGGUGCUGCUCAUUGAGUUCUUUGAGCUCUACGGGCGGCAUUUUAACUACUUGAAAACAGGGAUCCGGAUAAAAGACGGUGGCUGCUACGUGGCCAAAGACGAGGUUCAGAAAAAUAUGAUGGACGGUUACAGGCCCUCCAUGCUCUACAUCGAGGACCCGCUGCAGCCAGACAAUGACGUCGGCCGCAGCUCGUAUGGUGCAAUGCAGGUGAAGCAGGCGUUUGACUACGCCUAUGUAGUGCUCAGUCAUGCCGUGUCUCCCAUCGCCAAAUUCUACCCCAACAACGACACAGAGAGUAUACUUGGCCGAAUCAUCCGUGUGACUCAAGAGGUGGACGAGUACAGGGAUUGGAUCCAAAAGAACUGGGGAAUCCCAUCCCAGAAGGACCUGCCGCUCAACCGAAAUGACGUGAACCUGUUCGAGUCCCAGCAGCUGGACCAAUGCAACAACAACGUUCCCGAUGAGGAGGAUGCAGACGUGGUCGUGAUCCUGCCAACAAGGAUCAAAACCUCGUCUUCCAACUCGUCCUCACCGUCUCCUUCCCUCCACUCAUCGCCGUCCUCGUCCCCUCUGUCGCACUCCACCACGUCCUCCAGUGACGGGGACUCUGACGGCACACCAUGCAAGACGGCCAAGCAGCAGUCGGGUCGUGCUGCCACCGCCCACAGAGAAAAGUCAACCGUGGUGACCAAUCACCGAAUGCAGAACCGCAUGAACAGCAUCCCAGCUGGGGGCAACAAAGGAGGAAAGGCCCGUUCUCAGCACAAGGGCAGCCAGCAGAGCUCCCCUCGUUCCUCCGGAAACAGCAAAGGUCACCCAAGUAACCGGCCGCACCACCAGGGCAAUGGCAAGAAGAGGAAAAACGUACGGGACUCUGCACCAGAGGAGCUCUGCAGAUAGGGAAGUAGCCUCGUUUCCCCUCCCUUGACUUUUUAUAGGAGGAACAAAAUGAGGAGAACGGGCAAUUUUCUUUUUACGAGCCAGCACCCCAGUGCUCAGUCUGCCUCUUGCACCUCCUGAUGUACAGGAAAGGAAGCUUCCCUUUUGGAGCAAUACACCACAGACUUCCGCUGUUGGGGGGAAAAAAAAGUUUAUAUAAAAAUGGGGAAAAAAAUAGAAACUGCUUCAAAUGUACAAAAAAAAAUUAUUAUUUUUUUUUUUAAAUGACAGCAUUGAGGUGUAACUUAUGCAUGAUUUUUUUGGGAUGAUUUUUGUUGUUAUGUCUGAACAGGUCAUAUGACAAUUUCUAGGAAAAAAAACAAAAAAGAAAAAAAUAAGAAAUUGUUUCAUAGGAUGAUCUUUUUACGAAAAACAAAAAAAAAUGCACCUGCAUCUUUUUUUUCCUUCGCGGGUGUCUCAUCGUCAUGCCAACAUGACCAAUCAUUGUCAUCAGCAUCCAUCUUUUUACUGUCGGUGUUUGUUAACUUUUUGGUCAUCGCACUUGUCUAUAUAUGUCAGGGUUUCCCCAACUUCUUCCACACGUUCUGAACUGCAACACGUGCUGUACAAAUACGGAAAACACUAAACACAAUGAAUAAAUAUCAAUAGAACAGCAACCAUUCUGGGGGCCCCUGACUCCACAGUUUGGGAAACCCUGCCUUAUAAGGUGGAAAUUAAGAUGAAUUUACAUGAUUUUAUUGACAUACAUGAGCAAAAUGUGUUAGAGAUACAAUUGUGGCGAAAACAAAAUCACAUUUAUUUGUUAAAAUAUAUUUAUUUUUUUAUGAAUAUAAAGAUAGUAUAUGGAUAUAUGGACAAAUAUAUACAAUGGGAACCCUUUGAGGAAGGCUAUGUUUAGAUGCUGCGAUGUGGGCGCGGUUUAAUCAGGUUCAACGACAACAAAUAUGUUUUUCCUUCAUAAAUGUUAUUGGCAGUUGUGUGACCAAGUUGAUGAGUGUGAGAGACCAUUUUACGAGUCAUGAGGAUUUCUUGUUUUGUUGGAUUUUAAUAUUUUGGGUAGACCGGGAGAUGUUUUUUGUGUGAUUCGAAACAGAAUUUUCCUAAACGUGCUCACAUAAAAAGCAGCACACAUUAAUUUAUUAUGACUUCUGCCACGAAAAUGUUUGAAUGAUCAAUAAAUACCUCAAAACACCCCCCUUACAAACUCGAAAUUGGGGAUUCCUGCUUUAAAAAGCCACACCAAUUCAGAUGUCUUCAGUAAUUGCAAUACGGCGUUUGACCUGUUGGUGGCAUAAGUAGCCCACUGUGAAACCACAACUCUUGGAGCUUGACUACUGCAUUUAAAUUUUCACUUUUUCCAACUUAGUUAUUACCAAUAUUGAAAAAUAUAUCUUUCCACGAAUACCAGCAAAUAUCGGCCGAAAAAAAAUCUUAGCAGCCAUUUUCAAUGCAAUACUGAGUUUGAAUGCAGUACUAGCGUUGUGGUAUAUAUUGACAUGGAGGUAUGUUAACUUUAAUAAUAAUAGUAGUACGGGACAAAGUUGGGUGGGGGGGUUAUCCAAAGUGAAGGGUUUGGUCGUGUUUCGUGUGAAUGUCCCGACGAGAACACAAACCUUUCUGGGCGUCGAGGAAGGUUCCCAACUAUACCGACUGUAUCGUCUUUGCUGCUUUUCACCAAUUUCAUGCAAUAAAAAAAACAAACAACAACAAA